This is a messenger RNA of Helianthus annuus (common sunflower), 1803 nucleotides long. RefSeq lists its product as uncharacterized. The transcript has 5 exons. The coding region runs from base 1 to 1803 and encodes 600 amino acids. The record is from RefSeq and is a predicted model, not a curated record. Gene Ontology annotation, molecular function: nucleic acid binding; zinc ion binding. NCBI's taxonomy places the organism in Eukaryota, Viridiplantae, Streptophyta, Magnoliopsida, Asterales, Asteraceae.
AUGUGGAAUGAAUCGUUUCAGUUUGGGGUUAGAACGUAUCAAAGAGGGAAUAAUUCAGCCAACAACACUGGGCACGGUGCACGGUCGUGCACUGGUCGCACGGACGUGCGCUUCCAAAUGGCUGAUAUGGUGAAUGUGAAUGAUGACGAUGAAGCACGCCGAAAUGAAAUAAGAACUAUGAUUGUGGAAGAAGUAAAGAAAGCGAUAGAGGUGGAAGAAUUGAAAGAAAUGAUUAGUGAAUUGCAAGUGAAGAAAAGCAAUCGGAGAUGCACGUACAAAGAGUUCAUGGCAUGUAAUCCCUUACCAUACAAAGGGGAAGUUGAUCCGAUAGCUUGCCAAAGGUGGAUUUCAAGUACCGAAGUCGUGUUUACACGAAGUAGAUGUGAAGUGGAAGAUCAAGUAAUGUUUGCCACGGGCCUUCUACAACUUCAAGCAAAAGAUUGGUGGGACGCAUACUCGAAGGAGUUGGGGGAUGAUAAAGUACAGUCGUUAAUAUGGCAAGAAUUCAAGGAGUCAUUUCGGAAAUAUUACAGCCCACAAUCCGCAAUUGAUAAGAUUCAGGAAGACUUCUUACGUCUCAGACAAAAGAAUGAAACGAUUGACGAGAUAACGAACAAGUUCCUUGAGAGGGUGAAGUUCUGUGAGGAGAUAGCGGGGACUGAGAGGCAAAGGAUUAUACGUUACCAUGCUAUGUUAAAGGCUGAAUAUCGGGAAUUUGUAAAUCCCUCCAAGUGUGCGACGUUAAAUGAAUUAAUUGAAUGGGCAAGAGAUAGAGAAAUUGAGAUAAAAAUACAGGUUGAACGGGGAGAGAAAAGGGUAGCGGAGAAGCCUACCAACGCUAGUCCAUCGAAAAAGGCAAGAUAUCAAGACCAAAGCAAAAAGGGGAAAACAAGUAGUGAAAUUCCGACUUGCAAGACGUGUGGGAAGCAUCAUUCGGGUGAAUGUUUGUCGGGAAAGAAGGGGUGUUACAAAUGUGGACGAGAGGGACAUCCGUUUUAUAGGUGCCCCGAAAACCCAAAGGCGUGUUAUAAUUGCAAUGAAACGGGGCACAUUAAAGCGGAAUGUCCGAAACUCCAACAAGGGGCAAAGAAAGAUGGAAAGAAGGAUGAGUCUUCCAAGGCUCGUGGGAGGAUGUUCCAGUUAACCUCAGAUGAAGCUAAGACUAGCCCGGAUGUGGUCUCAGGUAUAUUCUUGCUUGAAAAAAUGAUAGUACCCUUAGAAGUGGAAGUUGCUGAUAGUAAAAGCUAUUUGUUACAUGAUAUUUGUAGAAACUGUAAGAUCUUAAUCGAAGAUGAGGAAUUUAGUAUAGAUCUUGUCCCGAUGUACAUGGGGGAAUUUAAAGUAGUUGUAGGAAUGGAUUGGCUUGCCCAAAACUACGCUGAAAUUCAAUGUGAAAGGAAAGUCAUUCAUGUAGUAACCCCGGGGGGGAAACGGGUAAGCGUUCAAGGAGAUAGAGUCAUCAAGUCGAAAUUGUGUUCUAUAAUCAAAGCUGUCAAACAUGUGAGGAACGGGGGUAGAGCUUAUCUAUCUUAUGUGAUUGACACUAAUCGAGGUGUCCCAAAGCUUGAAGAUGUGAACGUGGUGAAUGAUUAUCCGGAUGUGUUUCCGGAAGACCUACCAGGGCUUCCGCCUGAACGAGAAGUAGAAUUCAAAAUAGAGCUUAACCCGGGUGCAAAGCCGGUAGCUAAAGCCCCUUAUCGGCUGGCCCCGACCGAAAUGAAAGAAUUGAUGACGCAACUUCAAGAGUUGCUCGACAAGGGUUUCAUUAAACCAAGUGUUUCACCAUGGGGAGCGCCUAAUUGA